AUGAAGCCCAGCGAUGCGCGCCUCCUGGAGCUGCUGGGCACCCUGCUCUCCAUCGCGGCCUGGCUGCUCAGCAUGGCCACCACCUUCACCUCCACCUGGCUGACCCUCUCCACCGAGCUGCUGCCCAGCGAGAGCUACCAGCUGGGGCUGUGGGAGACGUGCGUGGUGCAGGACCUCGGGGUGCAGGAGUGCCGCCCCUACGACAGCCUGCUGGGGCUGCCCCCCGACAUCAAGCUGGCCCGCAUCCUGAUGUGCGUGGCUCUGGGCACGGGCCUGCUGGGAGCCCUGCUGGCCGUCCCCGGGACCCACGCCGUGACGGCCUGCGACCCCCGCCUGGAGGACCCGGAGGUGAAGAGGGUGAUGAAGAGGGUGGGCGGCGCGCUGUGCCUGGCCACGGGGGUGCUGGGUCUGCUGCCCGUGUCCCACGUGGCCCACCUCACCGUGGUGCGCUUCUUCGACCCCGGGGUGCCCGCGCUGGUCCCGCGCUGGGAGUUCGGCAGCGCUCUGUUUCUGGGCUGGACGGCGGGGGUGGUGCACCUGGCCGCGGGGGGGCUGCUGCUGGCCUCCGCCCGCCGGGGCCGCCCGGGCCCCCGAGACACACCCAUCCCUCUGGCCGGGGUGCGGUCGCAGGACAGGGGGCCCCGGACGAGAGACGAGUCUGUUUGA
Gadus chalcogrammus (walleye pollock) is the source of this 666-nucleotide messenger RNA. Its product is annotated as putative claudin-24. NCBI's taxonomy places the organism in Eukaryota, Metazoa, Chordata, Actinopteri, Gadiformes, Gadidae. The coding region runs from base 1 to 666 and encodes 221 amino acids. The record is from RefSeq and is a predicted model, not a curated record. Gene Ontology annotation, biological process: cell adhesion; bicellular tight junction assembly. Gene Ontology annotation, cellular component: bicellular tight junction; plasma membrane. The transcript has a single exon. Gene Ontology annotation, molecular function: structural molecule activity.